CGUUACACUCGGUAAAGGAUAAGAGAUGUUCAAGAUUGAGACGUGGAUGCCCCCAGCCCAUGUCUACCUCUCCGUACUCGAACGCUACAUUACAUAGCUCGAUCGUGGACCUUUGGCAUCCCCAUUCCAUUUCGGAAGAAAGUCUCGCCCGCUUCGUCAUUCGUUCUCUUUCUAAUUAUGGCCAAAAUGUGGGCAGAGUCCGUCUGCGUUAGUAAAGCCACUUCUUCGGCUGCACUUGGCUCAACAUGGGAAACCUCUUCUUCAAGAAUGACCCAUCCACGGUCGGAUAUUCAGCUUUUUUCGUAUGCCCCAAUUCGAGCUUCUCAUUCCGUGGAUGACAACAACAAGGCCUACAAACAACUUGGCUUGUCUUCAUUGAAAAAGAAGAUUGAAGAUGCAGUAAUUCGUGCUGAGAUGUUCACACCAACUGCCCUGGAAGUUGAGGAAGCGAGAUGGAGCAAGCAGGAAGAAAUGAUACGUGACUCUAACCUCUGGGAUGAUCCAGCUAGAUCUGAUAGAAUUCUAGUCAAGUUAGCUGAUGUUGCUAAAGUGGUUGAUUCUCUCAAAGACCUGACAUUUAAGGCAGAAGAAGCGAAGCUGAUCACAGAGUUGGCUGAUAUGAAUGACAUCAACUGUGGGCUAUUUAGGCAAGCAUAUAAUGCAUCUUUAGAUGUUAGCAAGUUUUUGGAUCAUUACAGGAUGUCCAAGCUUCUUAAGGAGCCAUAUGACUUGGAGGGAGCAUGUGUAAUUAUUAAUGCUGGAUCUGGAGGGAUUUACCCUAAGAUCUGGGCAGAACAACUCCUAAGCAUGUAUGCCAAGUGGGCCAAAAAGCAAGGUUACAAAGGAAGGGUAGUUGAGAAGUGUUCUUCAAAGAAUGGUGGCAUCAAGUCGGCCAUGAUAGAGUUUGAAUCUGAGUGUGCUUAUGGCUAUCUUUCAGGGGAGAGGGGUGUUCACUCUCUGAUAGGUUCUCAGAAUGGAUGUAUUCUGCGUGAGGCUUCUGCAGUAUGUGUGGACAUUGUUCCCCUCUUUCUCAAAACAACUUAUGACUUGCAAAUCGAUGAUGUGGAUUUGGUUGUUUCAUCAUCCUCAAUAGAUCAAAGUGGAACUGAACCAGCCAUUUGCAUUCAGCAUAUUCCUACCGGAAUAAAAGUUCAAUCCUCAGCCGAGAGGAGCCGCUUUGCGAAUAAAAUCAAGGCCCUUAAUCGAUUGAAAGCCAAGCUUCUUGUAAUAGCAAGGGAGCAAGGAGUGUCCAGUGUAACUAGCAUAAAGAGAGAUGCCAUUGUCAAGUUAUGGCAAAAGGAAACUCGAAGGUAUGUGUCUCAUCCAUUCAAGCUAGUACAAGAUGUGAAAACGGGCAUUGAAUUGUCUGACCUGGAUUCUGUUUUGGAUGGAAAUAUUGAACCUUUUAUUGAAGCUCAUAUCAAUAUGAGAUAGUCAUGUGCUGUUUUUUCAUUUUUUAUUAUUACAAGUCAGCCAGUCAUGUGAUAUGAUCUGAAUCCACCCCUUUUCAAUUGAUCAAUUAGUCAUCUGAGAUAUCUGAACCCGUGAUGCUUUACUUUCUCUAUACUUUAAUUGAGUUGCUAUAUUUUCUGUUAUAA
This is a messenger RNA of Juglans regia (Persian walnut), 1598 nucleotides long. RefSeq names its product peptide chain release factor PrfB3, chloroplastic. NCBI's taxonomy places the organism in Eukaryota, Viridiplantae, Streptophyta, Magnoliopsida, Fagales, Juglandaceae. Gene Ontology annotation, biological process: translational termination. Gene Ontology annotation, molecular function: translation release factor activity. The record is from RefSeq and is a predicted model, not a curated record. Bases 178 to 1434 code for a protein of 418 amino acids. The transcript has 6 exons.